UUAAUAUUUACGCGCGAGAAUAGGGAAUGCUAAGCGCGUUGGUUCACGCGUAGACUCCCAAAUGUCUCUUCGCUUCUGCCUCUUCUUCCGCCAUGUCGUCUUCCGUCGUACGCUGCAUCCAUGAUGAUUCGAAUCUACAGCAAGACAAAAAAGCGCUUCAAUUUCUUUAGUUUGGCUGGCAAUGACAACACUUUUGGUAACAACCAGUCUUGGUGAGGAGCAUGUAGCUUAUGGACAUCUAGAUUUUCCGACGUUAAAACUCCGUGUUGUUGUGGACAGCCAUUUUCCCAAGGGAGUGACAAAUUCGUAAAAGGCUUCUGUCCUCGAGAUGUGGAGUUGAAGACAUGCGGGGAAGUGCCAAGAGAAUCUAUAAGGCUGCAUUAGGUGUGCCAGACGAUCAUUCUGUUAUAUUUCUUACGCAAAUGGAUCCACUGCUCUUGGUUCUGAAGUGAAUAACAUCUGUGGAAAAGAUUGGGAUCUUGAAGGGGCUGACUAUGGUGAUCCAGCUAAUGUUCUUUGGGCUUCUCACGGCGGACUCCAGAGGUAGAAUGCGAGCUUUCACUUUAGUGGAAAUUGUAGAUGAAAGAGUAGAUAAAAUUGCAGAAACUUGGGUUGCUGUUGUUGGAGAUAUGUACAAGAAGAGCAUAUAUUGUUUAAACAUUGCAAUCAGGGCAUGACCAGUUUUUGGUAUCAGUCACUAAGCAUCCAUUGUUGCUGGUGUAAAGUGCUUUGAUGCUUGCAAAUGUUCUAAAUAUAUAUGCUUUCAAUACCAACUUAGCUUACUACUUUUUGUUGUUUUGAUGAAAAUGGUCUGGCAUAUGGAAAUGGUCUGCUAAAAAUUAUUGCAUUUGUUGCCAAGAACGAAUAUACCUCAAUUGAGCUAUCAUUCCAAUGAAAGACUAAUGGAUGAUCCCAAAACUGUAAACAGAAGCUUCAUGAAUAAUGAAACCUUACUUGCCACAUCAAUUUCCAGAGGUACAUUGUGAGCCUUUACUUUUGUGGAAAUUAUGAAUGGAAGAGUAGAUAAAAUCAUGGAUAAUGGGUUACUGUUGUCGGAUAAAUGUCAACAUUAGAAGAGUAUGUAAUGUUUAAACAUGGCAAUUUGGUUCUUCCAUGUCUGGUUUUUAGUUGCUGCUGUAAAGGGAUUUCAUGAAUGCAACUGUUCUAAUUAGACAUGCUUUCAAUUCCAACUUAGCUUACUAUUCAUUCUGUUGAUGUUUCUAUGUGUCAGUGUAAAGCACUCCAAAUCCUAACCAAUUUAAAUCAAUUUUCUCCACACUUUGCUAAAUUUAAUGAAGUCAAAUGCCGUGCCCUUCAAAUGAAUCAAGUUCGACCAAGAAUUGUCAUCUUCAACUUCAAGAUCCUAUACUAUCAAAAGAAUCUAGAAUACCACAAAGAGAUGAAGAUGGCAGGCUUGUGUUCUCCGGAGUCACCGCUGAUAAGAACAUGAACGUUCAUGUUUUGGAAACAAAAGGUGGCAACAAAAUUGUGGCAACGUUUUGGAAACACCCUUAUGCAAGAUUUACUCUUUUAUACUCUCAUGGAAAUGCUGCUGAUUUGGGGCAGAUGCACGAGCUCUUCAUUGAGCUUAGGGCUCACUUGAGAGUCAAUAUUAUGAGUUAUGAUUAUUCUGGAUAUGGAGCAUCCACUGGCAAGCCAUCCGAGAUCAACACAUAUCAGGACAUAGAGGCUGUGUACAAUUGUUUGAAAAGGGAGUAUAAUGUUAAGCAGGAGGAACUGAUUUUGUAUGGCCAAUCUGUCGGAAGUGGACCUACGCUGCAUUUGGCUUCUCGCUUACAGAAGUUAAGAGGUGUUGUUCUUCAUAGUGCCAUCCUUUCAGGCAUUCGCGUCUUGUAUCCCGUCAAGAUGACAUUUUGGUUUGACAUAUUUAAAAACAUAGAUAAAAUCAGACAUGUCAACUGCACAGUUCUAGUUAUACAUGGAACGAAUGAUGACAUUGUCGAUUUGUCCCAUGGGAAGCGCUUAUGGGAACUAGCUAAGGAAAAAUAUGACCCUCUAUGGAUCAAAGGCGGGGGUCACUGCAACCUUGAAACUUAUCCGGAGUACAUUAAACACUUAAGAAAGUUCAUGAACGCCAUGGAGAAAAUUUCACUUACAAAACCAGCAAGUAAACAGCUUACUCCUAAUCCAAGUAUCACAGAAAGUAGACAUAACAAAUGCUUGAGAUUCGGGAAAAGAUAGUCAGAUAUGCGGUGAACUAAGGCAGUUAUCUUCUUUUCAAGGUCAGCACAUCUCCAAGCAUAGGCUUGCUUGCUUGCUUUAUGAACUUGAUGAUUUUUAGCCGAAAGCUUUUUAAAGUUGGUAUGUUUCUAAAAAAUGGCAACGGAUUAGGGAAUCGUAUAAACCUGUGUUUGAUCCAUAUCUUCGCCUAGCUAUGAUUGUUGUAUUGCUUGGACUAUUAGAGAAUCCAUCAGAAUGUGUGCUUCUUGAUCUAGAUUUUGUGUACAAUUUAGUGAAGUUGGCUUAUGCAAACACCAUUGUCGGAAAAGAAAAAAAGAAUACAUUAGUUACACCAGUAUGUUCGCUGUUGACUACUUACUUUACCUUUUUUUUCUGAUUUGCUUUCUUAUCUUAUAUCUCUAUUUGCUGUGACAUCGACUUAACAAUGGUCUUGUAAAUUAUCAUGCUGUUCUGAGCUUUUAAGUAUGUUUUCUAUGCUCCUUUUGCGAA
This is a messenger RNA of Mangifera indica (mango), 2691 nucleotides long. RefSeq names its product alpha/beta hydrolase domain-containing protein 17B. The record is from RefSeq and is a predicted model, not a curated record. The coding region runs from base 1303 to 2202 and encodes 299 amino acids. The transcript is spliced from 11 exons. NCBI's taxonomy places the organism in Eukaryota, Viridiplantae, Streptophyta, Magnoliopsida, Sapindales, Anacardiaceae.